GACAAAGUGAGCUGUCAUUUUUCUGUCCAUUGAAGAAUCAUCAUAGUUGAUUAUCUAAAACAAAAGUUUGUUUGCUGUCUACGUUAAUAGUAUUAAAAAUGUUUCGUGCUAAUAAUUUUGAUAAGUUACUUGAUAAAGCGACAAGUAAUCUACGCCUAGAUCCCGAUUGGCCCUCUAUCUUACAAAUUUGUGAUUUAAUUAGACAAAAUGAUUGUUCACCGAAAUAUGCAGUUGUUGCUGUGAAGAAGAAACUAUACUCACAAAAUCCUCACCAGGCUAUGUUUGCACUCUUGGUGCUUGAAAGUAUAGUAAAAAAUUGUGGUUCAGGAGUUCAUGAUGAGGUGGCAUCAAAGGCUUUCUGUGAAAUGCUCCGUGAUUUGGUGAAAACCACUCAACACGAAAACUUAAAAACCAAGAUUCUGGAAUUGAUUCAAGCUUGGGCAUUUGCUUUUAGAAAUAAUCCCAAAUACAGAGCUGUUCAGGAUACAGUUAAUAUUCUAAAAGCUGAAGGCGGACACAAAUUCCCACCGCUCAAAGAAUCAGACGCAAUGUUUUCUGCCGACACUGCACCUGAGUGGGCUGACGGAGAAGUUUGUCACAGAUGCCGCACAGCAUUCACGUUGAUGGUACGCCGUCACCACUGCCGUGCAUGUGGUCAAGUAUUCUGUCAACAGUGCAGUUCCAAAACAUCAACAUUACCUAAAUUCGGUAUUGAAAAAGAGGUCCGAGUGUGUGAUGCCUGUUUUGAUAAAGUAAGCCGUCCACCAUCUUCAACUGCAAAAUUAGAAAUCGUCGAUACAGCUAAUGACUAUGGCCCAGCUCCAGCACAGAAACGCCCUGGAAAGUCAGCUGAGGAACUUCAAGAGGAGGAGGAACUUCAAUUGGCCCUCGCCCUUAGCCAAUCUGAAGCUGAACAAAAAGAGAAAGAACGAAGAUCUAGAUCUUUCAUUGCACCAGAGCCAACUUUGCAUCCCACAAUAUCGCCUACGCCCUCUUCGGUGAGCGCUUCUCCGGAGCACACGACAACUUCCAACACCGAGCUGUCUCGCUACUUGGACAGGAACUACUGGGAACAGCGACUGUCGCGCGACGCGGCCGCUGCGCCGACAGCUCCUGCUUCUCAUGUUUCGAAUGAAACGUCUGAGCAAGAUUUUAGUAAGCCGUCAACUACUAAGGAUCAAGAAGAUGAAGCUCAAGAUAAAGAAAUUGACGAUUUUGUAGAAACACUCAAAUCUCAAGUGGAGAUUUUUGUUAACAGAAUGAAAAGUAAUUCCUCGCGUGGUCGAUCAAUUGCAAAUGAUACGUCAGUACAGACUCUAUUCAUGAACAUUACUGCGAUGCAUUCUAAAUUAUUACGUUACAUUCAACAACAAGAUGAUAAACGAGUCUAUCUAGAGAGCUUGCAGGAUAAAAUAACCCAAGUACGCGACAGCCGUGCGGCUCUAGAUACGUUGCGUGCUGAACACGCCGCUCGUCUUGCUCAAGCAGCAGAGGCCGCAGAGAGACAAAGACAAAUGCAAAUGGCAGUUAAAUUGCAAGCUAUGAGGAAGAAAAAACAUGAGUAUCUGCAGUACCAAAGGCAGCUCGCUUUGCAAAGAGUACAAGAACAAGAAAGAGAAAUGCAAAUGAGACAAGAACAACAGAAACACCAGUAUAUGAUGUCGGCAAACAGUGGCUUCUACAUGCCCGGAGUUUCAAUGCAUCAGUACCAACCCGGAUAUCCCAAUCAGCCCUUAUAUGCCAACCCUCAAUUUCAUCCACAGAUGAUGCCCCAACCUACAACUGAUGGUUCUAUGCCCAUGCCUGGCCAAACUCAAAUAUCUCAAGCUAAUAUCCCAAUGAACGUAAAUCAAAUGGGAACUAUAUCUCAAUCAAUGCCACAAAUGACCAAUACUUAUGCCAUGUCUACUACUGGCGUAGCAUUAAACCAACAACCAACUAGUGUCCAAGCUCCAAUGAACCAGCCAAAUAUGCGACCAAUGAGCCAACAGCUGCCAAUACAGCAGCAAAUGAUGUUGCAACAGAUGCAACAAAUGCGUUUACCGAAUCAGCCUGGCGUUCAUCAAAUCAUUCCACCGAAUGUACCGAAUGGCUUACAGGGUCAGAAUAUUCCUCAACAAAAUCCUCAGGGUCCUCAACAAUUACAAAAACAAAAUGUACCAAAUCAGGCUCAGCAAAUGCCUCCAAUGACAAUUGGACAGCCAAAUAUGAACCAACAGAACAACCCCAACAAUCCAAUGUUUGCAAUGCAGCUACCAAAUAUGAGAAUGCCAUUGAUGCAAAAUAAUCAGCCAAGUAACAACCCACAAAUACCUGUUUCAGGAUACCCCAUGAAUGUCCAAAAUCCUCAAAGUAACCAACAAACACAGGCUCAACUCCCAAAUAUGCCACACAUGUCCCAAAUGCCUUUACCUGGGCAACCUAUCAAUAUGCCAGUUCAACCUGUCAUUCAGAAUCAAUCAUUACCUGGUCACAAUCAACAGUUAACUCAAGGACCUCAAAUGUCUCAGAGUCAAGGACAACAAAUUCCACAGUCACAAUCAACACAAGGACAAACAAUGCCCAUGCAAGUCCACCCCACACAACAGGGUCAACAUGUGAUGAUGCAAGGUCAGCCCAUGCAGCAUCAAGGUCAAAACAUUCAGCACCAAGGACAACAGCCGAACCAAAAUAUGAUGAACCAAAACCAGCAAAUGCCUCCUAAUUCAAUGGCAACUAAUCAGCAAGGACAGCAAAUGGGCCCCGGGCAACAGAUGCCUCAUCAUAUGAUGGCUGGUGCUAUGCCACCGCAACAUCCACAAAUGCAAGGCCAAGUACCACAACAGAUGACAAGUCAGGGACAACAGCAACAGCAAGGUGGAAUACCUCAGAACAUGCAAGGGCAACCUAUGAAAGUUCAACAGAACUUUGGAAAUGGCCCACCUAACCAACAGCAAGUGCCAAAUCAACAAGUGCAACAAAUUCAGACUCCCGUUAAGUCUGAACACAAUAACAAUACCGCAGAACUUAUAAGUUUCGAUUGAAUCUAAAACAUUCGUGUGAUGUAGAGAUCUAUAUUAUGAUUAGACUGUUUAUUUAUAAUUUUAAUGGGAAUUUUCGACAAGUUUGACUCACCUAGGAAUGUGAUAAUUUAAAUUCUUAAAGUAAUUAUAAGCAUGUACUCAUUCAGCUUUUAAAUAUUUUUGAUGUUGGAACUAUUGUUAAUAUUAGAUGAUCGCCCAAAUCCCUGUCACGUACAUCACAGCCUUACAUUAAACACGAUAAUGAUUCACAGGCAGUAGUCAAUUUAGAUUUUAGAGAAAUGGCCUUGUAAUCUAUGUAAAUGUGCUAAUGUGUAAAAUAUCUCUCGUAUGUCGUAGUUUUAUUUAGAUAAUAAUAUAAAAU
This is a messenger RNA of Vanessa atalanta (red admiral), 3384 nucleotides long. It is a transcript of the gene Hrs, whose product is annotated as hepatocyte growth factor-regulated tyrosine kinase substrate. Lineage: Eukaryota; Metazoa; Arthropoda; Insecta; Lepidoptera; Nymphalidae. The coding region runs from base 99 to 3023 and encodes 974 amino acids. Gene Ontology annotation, molecular function: metal ion binding; ubiquitin binding; phosphatidylinositol binding. The transcript is spliced from 13 exons. The record is from RefSeq and is a predicted model, not a curated record.